UCCCUCCGCCGGAGAGAGAGAGACGGGGCGGGGAAGAAGGCUCCGUGGGCGGCCCCUGCCUCUGCCUCCCGUUCCCCGACGGCGGCGGUUCCCGGUCGGCUCCGUCGGAGGGGGAAUUGGGCGCCUCUGGCUCGACGUCUCUCUCUCCGGCCAUGCAGCGUCCGGAGGAGCAGCAGCCCUGGGGCGCCUUGGAGCCGUCGGGGCGUCGGGGAGCAGCGGAGCUCGGCGGGCGGAGGCGCCCCUGUCUCUCCGCCGACGGGAGCGUCUCGGCCAGGCGGCCGCCGAGCCGGGCGGCGACGGAGGGCCCUCGCUGCUCUCUCGACGGGGCUCCCGGGGACCUGGCGGAGGAGCUGCGGGAGUUCGAAGCCGUGCUGGACGCCUUCUCUCCCGGCGCCCAGGAGCGCCGCUUCCCCGGCGAGGAGCCUCCGGAGUCCCUCUUCCGCCUCGACGCCCAGAGUGCAGAUUCACUCUGCAGAAAUAGUUUCGGUUUCAGUGACGGAAAGCUAAACUCCCCAGCGCUGUCUCCUCCAGCUGUGUCUACUCCAACAAUAGCUUCUCGCAAAGGAAAGCUUGGAGACACAAAAGAAUUAGAAGAUUUUAUCACUGAUCUUGAUAGGACCUUGGCAAGUAUGUGAAACAACUGUUUUUGCAUGAAACUGGCCUACAAAAGGUUGAGGCUGAGUCUGGGCGGAUCCUGUUCCGUACGACGAAGACACAGACGGAGACCCUCAUCUCCCAAGCGUGCAACCUGCCACCUGCUCUUCCACUUUUAACCGUGACGACUCUUGUAACUUUCUCUUCAAAUAACAAAUUUGCUGAUGCCGUACUUUUUCAUAAGAUAUAGCUUAACAUUAAUUUAAAAGUGCUGACGAAAAGGUUUGUAAUUUUAUAUAGCUAAUGUAAAUGCUUUUUUUUUUUUUGGUUAAAUAUAUUUUUGUAUGCAAAUAAAAUACGAACUGGA
This is a messenger RNA of Podarcis raffonei (Aeolian wall lizard), 961 nucleotides long. It is a transcript of the gene RGCC, whose product is annotated as regulator of cell cycle. Gene Ontology annotation, molecular function: protein kinase binding; protein kinase activator activity. The record is from RefSeq and is a predicted model, not a curated record. Bases 153 to 635 code for a protein of 160 amino acids. The transcript has 4 exons. Gene Ontology annotation, cellular component: cytoplasm. Lineage: Eukaryota; Metazoa; Chordata; Lepidosauria; Squamata; Lacertidae. Gene Ontology annotation, biological process: regulation of cell cycle.